AUUUCAGAGAUAGAGAGAGAAAUAUUCCAAAAAACCACUCCUCUCUGCAACAGCAUCAUCAUCAUCUUUGUGAAUAAUCUUCUUCGGCUUCUUGUUUAUCACCGUCUAAUUGUUAUCAUUAUUUCCGAUCUGAAUUAGCCGGUGGUGUGUGGUUUCUCCUCCGACUUGUUUUCCUUUUUUAUUGAUGAGAAGGAGAUCGAUUGGGCUUUGUAGUCAUCGUUAAUGGCGGCACCGGUUAAUAUUAUUGUGGGGUCACAUGUUUGGGUGGAAGAUCGUGUGUUAGCAUGGAUUGACGGGGAAGUGACCCGAAUUAAUGGGCAAGAGCUUCAUGUACAUACAACAAAGGGAAAAACGAUUGUUACAAAUGUCUCGAAAGUGUUCCCAAAAGAUACCGAAGCUCCUCCUGGAGGUGUAGAUGACAUGACACGUCUUUCAUAUCUACAUGAACCAGGUGUUUUACAAAAUUUGGCAACCAGAUAUGAGCUCAACGAGAUCUACACAUAUACCGGAAAUAUUCUAAUUGCUAUAAAUCCGUUUCAAAGAUUGCCUCACUUGUAUGAUACACACAUGAUGGAACAAUAUAAAGGAGCUGGAUUUGGUGAACUUAGUCCCCAUGUUUUUGCCGUAGCAGAUGUUGCAUAUAGGGCGAUGAUAAAUGAAGGGAAAAGUAAUUCAAUCUUGGUCAGUGGAGAAAGUGGUGCUGGUAAGACUGAAACAACAAAGAUGCUCAUGAGAUAUCUUGCACAUUUAGGUGGUCGAUCUGGUGUUGAAGGACGCACAGUUGAACAACAAGUUCUCGAAUCAAAUCCGGUACUUGAAGCAUUUGGCAAUGCAAAGACUGUCAGGAACAACAAUUCGAGUCGUUUUGGUAAAUUUGUUGAGAUACAGUUUGAUAAAAGUGGGAGGAUAUCAGGCGCGGCUAUUAGAACUUACCUGCUUGAGAGAUCUCGUGUUUGCCAGAUAUCAGAUCCUGAAAGAAACUACCAUUGUUUUUAUCUUCUUUGUGCCGCACCACCUGAGGAUAGAGAGAAGUUUAAAUUAGAAAGCCCACAGUCAUAUCAUUACUUAAACCAGUCAAAAUCAUUUGCGCUUGAAGGUGUAAACGAUGCUCAUGAGUAUCUUGCUACCAGAAGGGCAAUGGACAUUGUUGGAAUCGGUGAAGAAGAACAAGAAGCAAUUUUCAGAGUUGUGGCUGCAAUUCUUCAUCUUGGUAAUGUCGAGUUUGCAAAAGGAAAGGAAAUUGACUCUUCGGUGCUUAAAGAUGAGAAAUCCAGGUUUCAUCUGAAUGUGACAGCUGAAUUGCUUAUGUGUGACGCUAAAAGUUUAGAGGAUGCGUUGAUUAAACGUGUAAUGGUGACACCAGAAGAAGUAAUUACAAGAACUCUUGAUCCUGAAGCUGCACUCGGAAGUAGGGAUGCUUUAGCUAAAACAAUCUACUCUCGUUUGUUUGACUGGAUUGUGGAGAAAAUCAACAGUUCAAUCGGUCAGGAUCCGAACUCAAAAUCACUGAUUGGUGUUCUUGAUAUAUACGGGUUUGAGAGUUUUAAGCAUAACAGUUUUGAGCAGUUUUGCAUCAACUUCACAAAUGAAAAACUGCAACAACAUUUCAACCAGCAUGUGUUCAAAAUGGAACAAGAAGAGUACACAAAGGAAGCGAUAAAUUGGAGCUAUAUAGAGUUUGUUGACAACCAAGAUGUUUUGGAUCUUAUUGAGAAGAAACCUGGAGGAAUUAUCUCACUUCUUGAUGAAGCCUGCAUGUUCCCUAAGUCUACUCAUGAAACCUUUGCUCAGAAGCUGUAUCAGACAUUUCCAAAAAACAAGCGCUUCAUCAAACCCAAGCUUUCACGCACUAGUUUUACAAUAUCUCAUUACGCAGGGGAGGUGACUUAUUUAGCUGAUCAAUUUCUCGACAAAAACAAAGAUUAUGUGGUGGCAGAACAUCAAGAUUUACUAACUGCCUCAAAAUGUCCCUUUGUCGUUGGUUUAUUUCCUCCACUUCCUGUAGAGUCUUCCAAAUCUUCAAAAUUUUCCUCCAUUGGUUCUCGAUUUAAGCUGCAACUUCAGUCUUUAAUGGAAACCUUGAGUACAACAGAACCUCACUACAUUAGAUGCGUGAAGCCGAACAAUGUUCUUAAGCCUGCUAUUUUUGAAAACUUAAACAUUAUCCAACAAUUACGAUGUGGUGGUGUACUUGAGGCGAUCAGGAUCAGUUGUGCUGGUUAUCCCACCAGGCGAACGUUCGAUGAGUUUCUUCUUCGUUUUGGUGUUCUUUAUCCGGAUGUCCUGGAUGGAAACUACGAUGAGAAGGUUGCGUGCCAGAUGUUAUUGGAUAAAAUGGGACUAAAAGGAUAUCAGAUUGGCAAAACAAAGGUGUUUUUACGUGCGGGACAAAUGGCUGAGCUGGAUGCCAGGAGGGCUGAGGUUCUUGGAAAUGCAGCUAGAGUCAUUCAAAGGCAGAUGCGUACUUAUAUUGCACAAAAGGAAUAUAUAUCAAUACGCAGAGCUGCUAUUCAGUUGCAGGCUUGCUGGCGAGCUUUAUCUGCUUGUAAACAAUUCGAACAAUUAAGAAGAGAAGCAGCAGCAGUCAAGAUUGAAAAGGAUUUCAGGUGUUUUGUUGCUAGAAAAUCAUAUCAAACACUUAGGGCAUCUACAAUUAAACUACAAACAGGAUUAAGAGCAAUGGCUGCUAGAGAUGAAUUUAGAUACCGCAAGCAAACCAAGGCUGCAAUCUUUAUACAGGCUCACUACCGUUGCUACAAGGCAUAUUCUUACUACAGGAGUCUUAAAAAGGCUGUAUUAUAUACUCAGUGUGGUUGGAGGCGAAGAGUUGCUCGGAAAGAGCUUCGGGAGCUCAAAAUGGCUGCAAGGGAGACAGGCGCUCUUAAAGAGGCGAAAGACAAACUUGAAAAGCGCGUGGAAGAACUUACAUGGCGUUUGCAGUUGGAGAAACGACUGAGGACUGAAUUAGAAGAGACAAAAGCUCAAGAAACCGCGAAGUUGCAGGAGGCUUUACGUUUGAUGCAAAUCCAAAUAGAUGAAGCAAAUGCUAAAGUAAUUAAAGAGUGUGAGGCAGCACGGAAAGCUAUUGAGGAAGCUCCUCCAGUUGUUAAGGAAACGCCUAUCAUAGUUCAGGACACCAAAAAGAUUGACACCUUGACUGCUGAGGUUGGAAGUUUGAAGGCUUUGAUGCAAUAUCAAAAACAGGAGAUUGAAGAGGCUAGAAAGUCUUUGAUAGAAGCUAAUCUGAAGAACGAUGAUUUAAUUAAAAAAUUUGAAGAUGCGGAGAAACGAGCAUAUCAGCUUCAAGAAUCCAAUCAAAGGCUUGAAGAAAAGCUUUUGAACAUGGAGUCUGAAAAUCAAGUACUUCGCCAGCAGGCGCUGACCAUGUCACCUACGGGAAAAUCCAUAUCUGCAAGGCCGAGAACAAUGAUUAUUCAGAGAACUCCAGAGAAUGGAAACGUUCAAAAUGGAGAAACCAGGGUGGCUACACCUGAGACAACACAUGCUAUAUCCAAUUUAAGAGAGCCCGAGUCUGAGGAGAAACCACAAAAGUCCCUUAACGAAAAGCAACAAGAGAACCAAGAUUUACUUAUCAAGUGCAUCACUCAAGAUCUAGGGUUUUCAAGUGGCAAACCAGUUGCUGCUGUUUUGAUAUACAAAAGUCUUCUUCAUUGGAGGUCAUUUGAAGUUGAAAGAACUACGGUUUUCGAUCGUAUAAUCCAAACCAUUGCUUCAGCUAUUGAGGUCCAAGAUAGUAACGAUGUGUUAGGCUACUGGUUAUGUAACACUUCUACAUUACUGACAUUACUUCAACACACACUUAAAGCAAGUGGGGCGGCUCAUAUGACACCACAAAGACGGCGGUCAUCAUCAGCUUCUCUAUUUGGAAGGAUGUCACAAGGAUUACGUGCAUCUCCUCAGAGUGCGGGACUUCCGUUUCUGAAUGGUCGAGUUCUUGGUAAACUUGACGAUUUACGCCAGGUGGAGGCUAAAUAUCCAGCCUUGUUGUUUAAACAACAACUUACUGCAUUCCUUGAGAAGAUAUAUGGAAUGUUACGUGACAAUUUGAAGAAAGAAAUAUCACCAUUGCUUGGAUUAUGUAUCCAGGCUCCGAGGACAUCUCGCUCAAGUUUAGUUAAAGGGCGUUCGCAAGCUAAUGCUGUUGCUCAACAAGCAUUAAUUGCUCAUUGGCAGAGUAUUGUUAAAAGCCUUGAUAAUUACUUGAAGACAAUGAAAGCAAACUUUGUGCCUCCAUUUUUGGUGCGCAAAGUAUUUACACAGAUAUUCUCGUUUAUUAAUGUUCAACUAUUUAACAGUCUACUAUUGCGACGUGAGUGCUGCUCAUUCAGUAAUGGCGAAUAUGUAAAGUCAGGGUUGGCUGAACUUGAACAAUGGUGUUGUUAUGCAACUGAGGAAUAUGCUGGAACUGCUUGGGACGAAUUGAAGCAUAUUAGACAGGCUGUUGGAUUUUUAGUUAUUCAUCAAAAGCCCAAGAAGACUCUGAAUGAAAUAACAAAUGAACUUUGUCCCGUGCUUAGCAUACAACAAUUAUACAGAAUUAGCACGAUGUAUUGGGAUGAUAAAUACGGUACACACAGUGUUUCUUCAGAAGUCAUUUCAAGUAUGAGAGUUAUGAUGACAGAGGACUCGAAUAAUGCUGUUAGCAGCUCGUUUUUGUUGGACGAUGACUCCAGCAUACCGUUCUCUGUGGACGAUAUCUCCAAAUCUAUGCCACAAGUGGAAAUAGGGGAUAUUGAACCUCCACCGCUGAUCCGUGAAAACUCAAGUUUCGUGUUUUUACAUCAACGGGCAGAAUGAUAGAUGGAAAGAAGCCCCUUUUGAUGUCAUUAUGGGAGCAUGCAUGCAUACCUGUGAAUACUGCAUUUUUUUGUUUAUUUUGGUGUGCAAUUAAUACCUUUUAUCUUUUGUUUUUCUUUUCCAGGCAGUUUGGGUUUUUAGUAGUGUCUGGGGUUCAAAUUAUUUUGUGUCCCUUCUUGAGCCUUUGGGUUGGUUUAAAAAGGGAUGAUUAGAUGUGAUUUGGCAAUUGAUAAUAUUGCCAAAAGUGUGAUGUUAUUUAAAGGAUUACGCGACGGGAGGGUGUAUUUAGGGUUUAUGUUUUUAGUUGCAAAUUGUUAGGUUACAAUUUGUAGUAGUGUCAACAAAACUGUAUAGCUGCAUUUUGUAUACUGUAUAUGACACCUUCCCCUAAAUACCUACUUUUGUGUUGAAUCUACAUUAUCAUACCUCUUUUU
Molecule: messenger RNA, 5252 nt
Organism: Helianthus annuus (common sunflower)
Lineage: Eukaryota; Viridiplantae; Streptophyta; Magnoliopsida; Asterales; Asteraceae
Product: myosin-17-like
Exons: 38
Coding region: 223-4818 (1531 amino acids)
Biological process (GO): actin filament organization; vesicle transport along actin filament
Cellular component (GO): myosin complex; vesicle; actin cytoskeleton
Molecular function (GO): ATP binding; actin filament binding; microfilament motor activity
Source: RefSeq, a predicted model, not a curated record